Cuscuta campestris is the source of this 1457-nucleotide messenger RNA. The record is from the annotation of a GenBank genome assembly. NCBI's taxonomy places the organism in Eukaryota, Viridiplantae, Streptophyta, Magnoliopsida, Solanales, Convolvulaceae.
CAUAUGUUUCAAAAUAUACUUCACACUAUUUUGAUAUUUUCUCAUUCUUCCAAAAUAAACUUCAUACAUCUCUAAAUUAAGAAACAAAAGGUGUUAAAUUAUUCAAAAGUUUUCUCUUCUCAACAAAUUGUAAUCGUAUCUUCUGCAAUAUUUUUUUAUAUUUUUCAUUAAGUAUCUUUGGGAACGUGUGUAGUACUCUGUAUAUAAUAUUUUUCUGCAGAUGCAGGUUGAAGUCCAAAGUUGGCCUUAUAUGUUUCCAAGAUCAGAUGACUACUUAUUGGCCAAUCAACGUGGAAAUGUCACUGGCAAACUAUUAAUUAGUGACAAGUACAUAUUUAAUGACCCUAUUCCCGCCAAUGGUGCACAUGUUGGACUCGCUCCAAAGGGAAAUGUUGUUGGAUCCUGGCAAAGAGAAUGCAAGGACUAUCAGUUUUGGACCACUACUGAUGAAGAUGGCUACUUUUCCAUCAACCACAUAUGCCCCGGGAACUACAAUAUUCAUGCUUGGGUCCCUGGAUUUGUGGGAAAUUAUUGGAACGAAGCUGACAUAACCGUAACUUCGGGCUUUGUUAUGGAUAUGGGUGAAAUGGUAUUUGAGCCUCCAAGAGAUGGACCCACAUUGUGGGAGAUAGGCAUUCCCGACCGUAGUGCUGCUGAAUUCUAUGUUCCUGAUCCAAACCCUAAAUAUAUCAACAAGCUUUAUCUUAAUCAUCCCGAUAGAUUUAGGCAGUAUGGACUUUGGGAAAGAUACUCAGAGUUAUAUCCAAAUGAAGACUUAGUUUACACAGUGGGUGAGAGCGAUUAUGCGAAAGAUUGGUUUUAUGCUCAAGUCACAAGGAAAAAGGAGGACAACACUUAUCAAGGAACUACAUGGAAAAUUAAGUUUAAACUUGAUAGUAUCCAUCUCGAUGGCAUCUACAAAUUACGUGUGGCAAUUGCAUCUUCUACUUAUGCUGAGCUACAGAUAAGAGUUAACAAUCCAAACACCAAUCAACAACCACUAUUUAGCAGUGGGUUAAUAGGGAAGGAUAACUCAAUUGCUAGGCAUGGAAUACAUGGGCUAUACUGGCUAUUCAAUGUGGAUAUAAAGGGAAGUUCACUUGUUGCGGGAGAUUAUUAUAAUACCAUUUACUUGACUCAACCAAGGAAUCAGAGUCCAUUCUAUGGAAUCAUGUACGACUAUAUUCGUUUUGAAGCUCCUCCCACAAAUCCUUACAUGAUGGAUAUCCAAACCACUAAAUGUGACAAAAUGAACAAAGAUCCGAAAUAUUUGGAUGAUACUAGAUGAUGGACUAAUUAAGUGAUCGAUAUUCCUAAAAAAUAGUGACAUGUGUAGAUGAACAUUAUUUUCAGUUGUAACCUGAUCCUUUCGUCCAUCCAUAUAUAUUUUUGUUACAUUUUUAAUGUUUAUAUCAAUAUACCACUCUAUAUAUGUAAAAUAAAAGUAAACGUUGGUU